UUUUGGCCCCAUGAUUCAUCCUCCACCAAAACAUCCAACAACCGCCUCUUCCUAUUAUUAUCCCGCUGUUUGCCUCUGAAAGAUCCAGCAGUGGAAACCAGAAAAGAGAAUGCUAAAUUUUCACUUGUGUCUACCUAUUCAAAUCUGCAUCGAAUUGAGUCGUCAAUUUAGUGUAUACAGUCCAACUGUGUGCUGGUUCGGAAUCAUGUUGAGCAAUGGAGCGGAAUCAGCAAUUUGUUCGUCAACUGCAACUUUAGAACAUGAGCUAAGUCUAUAAAUAUGGACACAAAAGAAGAUGGUGAAUCCAUUGAUGAUCAUGGCUCUUCGCCAAUCAUGGUCCUGCAGCAGUUGCCUGAGGUCGCUAUCGGAGUUGCUGGGGAAGCAUUGCAUAAUGAGAAGACUGCCGAUUUUUCACCCAAGGUGCCUCAUGGACAUAGACGCUGUCAAAGUGAAGUUGCAACUGCAGGACUUCGAAAGAGUGAUAGCUAUCAGAAGUUGAAGAAUCAUAUGCAGAAGGCUUGGCGGGGAGGAAGCAAAUCUCAUGAAGAAGGUUCCCCUUUGACUUUUAACCCUGAGGUCUUAUCGAACCAAAAACGUCAGUGGUAUCAGCUUAAUUCCAAAACCCAGGGUUGCUCAAAUUAUAAAGAGCCAACCUCGCUGUUCGAACAUUUUGUGAUUGUGGGGCUGCAUCCAGAUGCAAAUCUAGAAGCUGUGGAGGUUGCAUUUGCAAAUAGGAAGAAGUGGGAAAAGGAGGACAAAUAUGCAGCUUCAGAGUUCAAAAAGAUGCAGCAACAGGAGUCUCCAGUGCCAAUGUUGGAACCUCAGAUCCUUUUCAAAUAUCCUCCUGGGAAGAAGCUGACCAUGCGCAUGAAGGAUUUAGCCUCUUUUUGCUUUCCUGGAGGUGUCAAGGCAUCGUUGUUGGAGAGGACUCCAUCACUAAGUGAACUGAAUGAACUUGUGUAUGGACAGAUUCAUUUAGGCAGAGAUGAUUUAUCGUUUAUCUUUUCGCUCAAGGCAGCAGAAAAUGCAACUCUAUACGGGGUUUGUUUACAUGUGCCUGAAAUCUUGCAACGGCCACCUGAUAUCUUAGGCAUAUCGUCUCCUCUUAUUCUUCCCUCUGGAGCCUGCAGCCGUUUUCUGGUUUCUGCUCCUCGUUGUCUUUGUCUGCUGACUAGAGUUCCUUUCUUUGAGUUGCAUUAUGAGAUGUUAAACAGUCUUGCUGCACAGGAACGUCUGAAUCGGAUAACUCAAUUUGUAAAUGAGAUGACUCUUACUGGUUCUUUUCUAUCGCUUACACUAGAUGAUCAAACAAAUGAAAAUAAUGACACCCUGGAGAGGGAGCCGUUUGGUGAUUGGAUGGCUUGUGCAAUACCUGUUAAAGAUGCAGCGGUCUUUGCCGCCGCCGCCGCAGGAAUAAUAUCUGAUGAUGAGAUCUCAGCCAAAUUAUGGGAUUCCGACUCCGCAGGAAGUGAUGCUUCUGAUUUUAGACAGGUCAGGGAUGUAGAUAAGGAUGGAAAGAAGAGUCAUGUUGGUUGUGCUUCUGAGGUACCACAAACCCAUCCAAAUUCUUCGGAAAGGAUGUCUAGAAACUGUGAAGAUGGUCAAACUUCUCCAAGGGUUGGAACGCCUCGUUCUUCCAGGAUUCGUGCAUUGAAGCAUCUCGGGAGUUCUCAGUCACCUUUCAGGAGUCCGGUUAGAAGCAUGGAAUCAGAAGAUGAGGACGAUCUUUUUGCAAAUAAUGAUGAUGGGGAUGAAUUUUUAAUGGAAUGGGCUAGGGAAAAUAAGAAUGAUUUGCUACAGAUAGUGUGUCGAUAUCAUUCUCUACCUCUUCAACGUCGGGGAAGUGAAAUUAUUUUCCACCCUCUGGAACAUCUACAGCCAAUUUUGUACAGAAGGCCUCCAGUUGUUGCUCUUGGCUUUCUUGAAAAUUGUUUGGAUAGUUUUGAACCUGCGAAGGUAAAUGCAAACCUGGCAGCUGCUGAGGAGGCUCUUGCACUUUCUAUAUGGACAAGUGUGACUAUUUGUCGAGUUCUGUCCCUUGAAAAUCUGUUGGCAGCAAUUGCAGGAGUGUUGUUGGAAAAACAAGUCUUACUAGUGUGUCCAAAUCUGGGUGUUCUAUCUGCUGUAGUGCUAUCCAUCAUUCCCAUGAUUCGUCCGUUUCAGUGGCAGAGUUUGUUUCUUCCUCCCCACAUUUCACUAUUUCAGGUUCUACCCCAGAGAAUGUUUGAUUUUCUUGAUGCACCAGUUCCGUAUAUUAUUGGCAUACAGCACAAGCCCGCUGAUUUGAAAAUAAGAACUACUAACCUUGUUCUUGUUAAUUUACUUAAGGAUCAGGUGAAAGUGUGUUAUAUGCCAAGACUUCCACGGCAUAGAGAGCUUAUUUCUCAGUUAGGUCCAUUUCAUGCUAGACUUUCAAGUGAAAGUUCAAUUGCUGAAAGGAAUCCUGUAUAUAGGUGCAACGAAGUCCAGUCUGAAGCCGCAGCCCAGUUUUUGGAUGUCAUGUGGAGAUAUAUGGAGUCACUUUGUUCAGAUAUGAGAUUACACACGAUCACUAAUGUACAAUCAAAUAGUGACAGGGUUUCUUUGCUUCUCAAAGAUAGCUUCAUCGAUUCUUUCCCUAGCAGGGACCGACCAUUCAUCAAGCAAUUGGUUGACACGCAGCUCUUCAGUGUUCUAUCAGACUCGCGUCUAUCAAGCUUCGAGAAUGACUCAUAUUUCUCUGACGCUUCCGUCUAGGAUCACUGGGUGCAACGGAGGACCUGUUGGUCAUACUAGUUUGAUUCCCACAAGAAUACGUGAUUCUUCAAUGAUGGCUAACAUCUCCAGGAGGAAUUGUCAAUUCAAAUAUCCAAUGUUCUAGAUCGACACAAUCAUGUGGACCUCAAUUCAGCGCAGAGCUCCAAUUAGAUCAGUUGCACUGAAGCACAAGGUGGUUAGCGUCCCUAUUUCUUUAUCGGGAUAUAUUCUUGGGCAUAGCAGCAAUAGAUGUGACUGUAAUGCCGACUUUUUUCCUGAAAUGUUUGCACCAUUUUUGUCUAAUUGUUAAUUUCUUGUUUGUAUUUAAUAAGAUAACUAGAUACUAGAUACAUUGUCCUGUCGAGCGUCAAGUGUGCAUAGCUCCGCAUUUGUGUAGCCAAGGACCAGACAGAUGUGCCAUUAUUUAUCAUGACCAUGACAAAAUUUCUCA
Prosopis cineraria is the source of this 3187-nucleotide messenger RNA. RefSeq lists its product as uncharacterized. The coding region runs from base 280 to 2736 and encodes 818 amino acids. NCBI's taxonomy places the organism in Eukaryota, Viridiplantae, Streptophyta, Magnoliopsida, Fabales, Fabaceae. The record is from RefSeq and is a predicted model, not a curated record. The transcript is spliced from 19 exons.